GAGGGAGGAGAGAAAGAAAGAUAGAGGACAAUCAAGGAAGUGAGAGAGACUCUAUGAAAGUAAAGUACAGGCACUUCAAGCACUGGAUCACUCAAGUCAAGUCAUUCAAAGAAGGAGUCCAAGAAUAAGGUAUGUAACAUUACUUAUAUAGUAUACAAAACACGGCAAGCAUUUACAUCUUUCUCAGUAGCCGCACACGAAUGUAUUUAAAUUGUGAUAAAAUAGUGAUCACCAACCAUGGACACAUGACACACUUAGCAAAGACACAGACACAUAAUUCAUUCUGUGUAGACUGUCUCAGCAAUGGUUUCCUGGUUGGUUUGUAAAGUUGACUUGAGUGCCUUUUGUAGUUUCAGACUACUGCCUUUUGUAGUUUCAGACUACUACAGUCAAACAUUGAUCCCUGAACUCAUACGAUAGUCAUUGAAAUGUAUUUCUGUGAAUAUGAUGCUACUGUGACCUUAAGAGACCUUAACCACAGGCUCUAUGAUGAAAUCUAAUCUAUUGCAAUGUAUGAUGUAUUUAGACACAUGUUACCUGCAUGUCUGUCUUCUCCUCUGUUUGCGCGAGUCAUGUCAAGUUUUCUUGUCGGCCCUUUUAACCUCUCUGUACAUAUCAAAUGGACAUGUAUGUGUUUCAGGUCAUAAAAAGCUUUGAAAUGAAUGACCUCAAAUAAUACUGCCGACAAUUCAUAGCUCAGAUUCAACAGGUUUUUAAUGUAAUUUCCAUCUUCUAGGAGCUGAUUAAUGUGGGAAGGUUAAUUAAACAGGACAUGGGGUGAUGGUAGGAUAAUAAGGCAUGGUGAGGACCCCUGAGAGCUAUGUGGAGCGACCAGGACCACUGUGACUGGGGAAGUAGAUACUGACCCCCACAUUACAUCUCCGCGGGCAAACAAACUGUAUUGAAUUAGUCUUUUGAGGAUGGGUUGUGCAUCCAGUAGUCCGAAAAAACAGAAAGAACCCAAAGGCCCAAAGGGAACUUCAAACAACAUAUCCGAUGAAACAGGUGGAAACAAGCUUAGCAACGAUGCAGACAUUGAUGUAGUUAUUGCUCAGCAUGACUUUGAUCCAACAAAUGACAGUGACCUGCCAUUUAAGAAGGGAGACCGACUCAAGGUGCUUCAAGACAAGGGAGACUGGUGGGUGGCCAAGUCUCUGGUCACAGGGGAAGAAGGCUACAUCCCGAGCACGUAUGUGGCCAGAGCUCAUACCCUGGAGGUGGAGAGGUGGUUUUUUAAAGACUUAAGUCGCAGAGACACAGAACGCCUUCUUCUAGCACCGGGGAAUAAAGUCGGCUCCUUUUUAGUCCGUGAGAGUGAGACGACUAAAGGAGCCUUUUCCCUGUCCAUCCGAGACUCUUCCGAUGAACACGGGGACAUUGUGAAACACUACAAGAUCCGCAGCUUGGACAGUGGAGGGUUUUACAUCUCCCCGUCCCUGACCUUCACUUCCCUGCCGCAACUCAUCAAGCAUUACUCCAGAUGCUCUGAUGGGCUGUGCCAGCGCCUGGGGAACCCCUGCAAGACGGCGGACCCUCAGCAGCCCUGGGCCAAGGACGAGUGGGAGAUCCCACGGGAUACGCUUAAGAUGGUGAAAAAGCUGGGAGCCGGCCAGUUUGGCGAAGUCUGGAUGGGCUACUACAAGAACAACCUGAAGGUGGCCGUGAAAACGAUGAAGGAGGGUAGCAUGGAGCCUGAAGCCUUCCUGGAGGAGGCCAACCUGAUGAAGCAGCUUCAGCACGAUCGUCUGGUGCGCCUCCACGCCGUGGUCACGCAGGAGCCCAUCCUCAUCGUCACCGAGUUCAUGGUCAACGGAAGCCUGCUUGACUUCCUAAAAACAGAGGACGGGAAACAGCUGAAGCUUCCCAAACUGAUCGACAUGUCAGCUCAGAUUGCGGAAGGGAUGGCCUACAUAGAGAGUAAAAAUUACAUUCACCGGGACCUGCGGGCUGCCAACAUUCUGGUUUCUGAGACAUUGCUCUGCAAGAUUGCUGACUUUGGCUUAGCGAGGAUCAUCGAAACAGAGUACACAGCCAAAGAAGGAGCUAAGUUUCCCAUUAAAUGGACUGCCCCUGAAGCAAUAAACUUUGGCACAUUCAGUAUCAAGUCAGACGUCUGGUCCUUUGGUAUUCUCCUGACUGAGAUAGUCACUCAUGGGAGGAUACCCUACCCAGGUAUGACUAAUCCGGAAGUGAUCCGCAACCUGGAUAAGAACUACCGGAUGCCAUGUCCUGAGGGCUGUCCAGACGAGCUGUACCAGGUGAUGCAAAAGUGCUGGAUGGAGAGACCAGAAGAGAGGCCCACAUUUGAACACCUGCAAGACCUGAUGAGCGACUUCUUCAUCGCCACUGAGGGACAAUACGAGACGCAGCCCUAACCUGGAGGCAAUCAAUGGAGAGACCUGACCGAGACAAAGCAGAGACCUGAGAGAGACAAUGGAGAGACCUGACUGAGACAAAGCAGAGACCUGAGAGAGACAAUUUAGAGACCUGACAGAAAUGCUACAGAGGAGCACCACAGAGUACUGACUCUGUUGACAGAGAGUCUGCAAAGAAGCUUGAGGCUUUGAAAAGGGGGACUGUAUGGAGAAACAGUGUAAUGGACAGAAUUUGCUGUGAGAAAGUUAACAGUUUACAUUCUGAAAGUCUCUAUACAGAACCCCUGUACUGGAUGCACUCUGCUAAAAGGGUCUCUCUAAAUAAACUGGCAGGAAUUUGAUGAAAGGGACUAAUCGAUAGACUGCUGGACUAAUGGAUAGACUGCUGUGAAACUCUUUGCAGAUGCUCCACACAGGAUUAACCCUGCUGAGGGGAUCUAAGAAGAAAUUCUGUACUGGACUUUGUUGUACGCUGUAACUGCAUGGAUAUACUCAUAGAUAUACUGGGGCAGGCAACAUGGACUAUCAGUGAAAGGAAAUAUAGAAAAAGGAUGGACUACUGGCAGCCAUAUCCUAUAACCGCACAGCUAACUUUCCUCAAACAUGUUCUAUUGUGUCCUCUGGACCUGUUACAACAGGGGAUAUCUUCUUAACGUCUUCUUUAGAUAACAACAAAGUCAAGGUCAAAGCAAAUAACCUCACUGUAUAUGGGUUUAGCAUCUACUCAGGGAAAAAAGAAAAAACUUGGAAGUGCUCGACCAGUGGAGAAGAAAUAGUCAACAGCAUCCAUCUUGCCUUCAAAGUACCAUGUUAUCCUAGAUGCACUGUUUGCACAAAGACUCAAAACAGACACCCGUGUUCAGGCAGAGGCAUAGACAUAGCAUGUCCUCCUUUAGGGAUGUCUGUGCCUUCUGGUUUGGAAUAUAUUAACAGUCUGUAAUAGUGUACAGAUGUGCCUUUUGUUGAAACGUAUUAUUGUUAAUGUAAAUUGUACAUAUUUAAGAGUCUCACAUGAUGUAUCAGGAAUGUUACAAAAUUAAACUUUAUUUCAUAUUAUCUUCGAGGUUUGUGAACAGUGUCAAAAUAUGUCUGUCCACCCCAUUUCAAUACAGGGAAA
Molecule: messenger RNA, 3492 nt
Organism: Clupea harengus (Atlantic herring)
Lineage: Eukaryota; Metazoa; Chordata; Actinopteri; Clupeiformes; Clupeidae
Gene: blk
Product: BLK proto-oncogene, Src family tyrosine kinase
Exons: 14
Coding region: 921-2375 (484 amino acids)
Biological process (GO): protein phosphorylation
Molecular function (GO): ATP binding; protein tyrosine kinase activity; protein binding
Source: RefSeq, a predicted model, not a curated record